Molecule: messenger RNA, 3069 nt
Organism: Anisakis simplex (herring worm)
Lineage: Eukaryota; Metazoa; Nematoda; Chromadorea; Rhabditida; Anisakidae
Source: the annotation of a GenBank genome assembly
AUGACUAAAAGAUUUUCGUCAAUCGCACUUCACCUGAGUGCUAUUAUUGUAGGAGUGCACGUUUCGAUAGUGCCUGACAGAGACGCUUUCGUACUUUUCACACCAAAUCAAGGUACCAAUCAAUCAAAGACACUUAUCUAUUUGCAGAAUGGUUGUCCAUCUUCGAACGAUCAAUCAGUGGUGAGUUCAGAAUCUGGCAAACGUCACUUUUUAUCGCUUCAAUCAAUUAGAAAUCUCGAGUGUGCGAUCACCGUCAAAAUUGCAUCAACGAUCAUCCCAUUAGAUCGACCGUAUGUGGAUGUGGUAGCGAUCGCUGAUAUCGGAACACUGUCGUAUCUUCGUCAAACGAUCUGUAUAUCAACACAACUUAGUUUAGCAUCACUGAUAACCACACCGACAUCGUGCACAAUAUCUGUUUUCGAUUCAUUACGGCAUUCGUGCAUCAUUCGAACGAUGGUACCAUUCUCUUGGUUUCCCUCACAAAAAGCACAUCUCAAACAGGUUUAUUACUGCUUCUUAUUCUCAAUAACGUUGUCGUAUUCUGUCGGAUCUGAUUGUUCGUCGUCCACAUCGAUAACAUCGCAUCGGACUGAAUUAUAUUUAACCACGUUGUUACCGAAUCGAUAUCAAACAAUCGAACUUGAUAAACAGGAUUUCUUUCCGACCAGAGCACUCACUGCAUUUAGUGUGGAAAUUUGCAGACAAUUAUCGAUACGAACGCGUUCGAAUAUAUCGUUUUCACCGGAUUUGAUGACCACAUUACUUGCUCAUUUGAAAUACAACGAUAAGGAUGCACAUCUCACUGCCAUUCAGAUCAGAGUGUGGUUAGAUAACCGUUUAGAAAUAGUAUCAGCUGCAUCUUCUGAUCCAACAAUGUGGUCAAUACGUGUUGAAUCAAGUGAUCAAGCUGAAGCCUAUACCACAUUUACGUGUUAUUUCAUUGGUGAUGAUUACGUCAAAACAUGGGAUGGGAAUAUCUUGAUGAUAUUAGUGAAAAUGCAUUCGCAAAAGUCAAUGCCGAACGCAUUCUCACCACAAGAUGACAAGAACGAAGCAGCGAUGCAUUGGGCAUUACAGUAUAUUAUGGAUCAAAACUCAACUCAUACCGAUAAAACAGCCACGAAACGAAUCACAACAAGAUUCAAGAUUUUGGUUGACGCACCAUACGUUUUAGUUCCUUUAAUGAAAGAUACAAAUCUGAUUAAUACGGCGAUCCUGUCCGGUCGUCAAACGUCGAUGCCAAUGAGAAUAUUGACGAUAUCAGAAGGUGGGUUGCUCACCGACGUAACAUCGAAUUCACAUUGUAUCAGUGCUGAAUCAAGAGUUCUUAAAACAUCACCCACAUGCAGUUCAGUCUACGUUGACGGUUCUGAAAUGCGAGGCAUGGCCAAAAUCAAGAUUCAUGUCCAUUAUGAGGCGUGGACAACGAGCGUCGAGCUCACAGUGUGGUAUCCAAAACUUCCAAUCACAGUGUGGAUAUCAGAUCCAGUGCUCAAUGCUAUCAAAGAAUGGCAAAUCGCUGUAUGGAAAUGGUUACCACAAGGAAGACGAAAAAAGGAGGCUAGGCAGUUUGGAUGUACGAAUAAAUUUCAACAGGCGGAAGUUCGAAUUCUAGCAGCAUUUCAAGUGGGCGAUGAACGCACCGGAGAACGUCUUUACCUGUCAGGUCAACGUGAUACACUGUUCGAUGUGACUGCAAUAUCACUGGAUAAUGUGCACAGUUCAAAUCUUGGUGUUGUCACGAUCAACAGACGUGAAGGAAGAAUAUUGCUCAAUGCUCUUCAACCUGGAUCUGCGAGAAUAACAGUUCGCUCAAACACGCCAAAUAUUGAUUAUGGUAGUGCACCAGUCGUUGUAACCGAAGAUGCGGUUUCCGUACGUAAAAUAACCGCAGACGUUGUAGCUGGUAUAGAGAUGAGCAUCAUGAAGGCUGCUGAAAAACCGUAUGAGUUUUUGGUCAAUUCACAAAUACAAAAUACGAUUACGCAUCGAUACCAACAUGCGUUACUGGUAUGUCGAAUCCAUUAUUCGGAUGAUCAAAUCGGUGAAUUAGCAGACGUUUCGAUCGAAGAUUACAUGCUGAGUGUUUGGUCGGGUGAUGAACGUUUACUAGCAAUCAUACAACAACAAAAUAAGAAUAAUUUGGUUGAAUUGGUCGGGCUGGAUGAUACUCGUAAUGCGGUUAUUAACAUUCAAUUAAAAAGUCCACCACACUGUGUCGAUCCUGACUCGAAUUCGAUUGCGAGUCGCGAAAUGUUGGUACAUUUGCAAUUCGAUAACGGUAAAACAACAACAAAAAAUAUCAUACAUUCAGAAAGUUUGAGUUGUGUAUACGAUGAAAAGAGCAAACUGAAUUUUUCAGGUGAAACAAACAGUACACGAACGACAAGUAUGGAUUCAAGUGGAUGGCAUUUAGAGAUUAUAAUUGGAGUAUUGAUAUUAAUUGGAGCAGUCAUUGUUGCGUUGCAUGCAUUCGGUUAUCGUGCGCGAAGACCGUUGAGUCAAGGAUAUGAGAAACUUGUAUUGCCAAUUAUUACCAGACUUAGCUCGUCGGGUUCAUGUGGCAAAGAUGAGAAUUCUCACGAAUGGGUAUGGCUGUCGAAGGCACAAAUCGACAGCGAUAGUAUCAAGAGCAGAUACUCACAGAAGUCAACAAUCGAUAUGGUCGAUCAUCAUUCAACAAGUUCAGUUGAUACGCGCCGAAGUGUGUCGUAUCGUGGCUCCGAAAUCAGCGUGUUCAUAUCGCCUCAACCUGCGCUAUCUGUGAAUAAUGACACGAUGGCACGGCACACGACCAGUUGGCGAGAUAAACCAAAGGUGAGAAUGGCACGUAACGCUAUGAUCGAUAGCUCAUCCGAGCACAAUCUAUCAAGAUAUACAAACGGUUCAGUGAUGCUCGCACGUUCCGAGGGUGAAAUGCGAGAGUCAUGGCGUGAUCCGACGGAUUCGCGUCGUCAUUACCCAUGUCGACGUCAAGAGAGCUGGCGCAAUUCCACUCGCAGUUCACAGUGGAGUGGCUCAGGUCCCAUGCCCGAAUACCUGUCCGGACUUCGCGAAUCUGUAGCCUGA